This is a messenger RNA of Scophthalmus maximus (turbot), 2283 nucleotides long. RefSeq names its product thrombopoietin (gene thpo). Gene Ontology annotation, cellular component: extracellular region. NCBI's taxonomy places the organism in Eukaryota, Metazoa, Chordata, Actinopteri, Pleuronectiformes, Scophthalmidae. Gene Ontology annotation, molecular function: hormone activity; cytokine activity. The record is from RefSeq and is a predicted model, not a curated record. The coding region runs from base 779 to 1312 and encodes 177 amino acids. Gene Ontology annotation, biological process: cell population proliferation. The transcript has 5 exons.
ACUUCUUCUGGGUGAUAAAUACAGCAAGUAAGGCUAUUAAACUGUCUACAAAGAGCACAUGUCAAAUAUAAAUUACAGCUUGUUCAAAACAGAAGUGUUAUAAUAUUACAAAAAAAAGUUCCUUGAUAAAAAAUAAAUAGCUUUGGAACUAUUCUAUAAGCUUUUAUUAACCUAAAUGUAAAAACACAAUCUGGCUUGCCAACAAACGUCGGUGUCUAAACUUGUUUUAAAAAAGUCAGACAAAUACACAACCACAGACCUGAAAACACACCUACGUGCUGUGUGUGGGCUGCUUAGCUCCCUCUGACAUCAAUUUUGUGAAUUGUGUGAACCCAAGCUAUUGGCCAGGGCAAACCUUGACAAAAAAAAGUAAAUAGCCUCCAGCAGUAGUGCGGCUGCAUUUCAUGUCAGCUGUGCAAAUUGAGUCUUUUGCAAUAAUAAAUCAUUAACCUUUUAGUCAGCAAGUACGCUGUCCAGUUACGCUCCGAAAGCCAACUCUGACCUAACAAGGAGCAAAAUGAUCCGGCCGAUAUUAAUGAAAUGCCAGUUUCAGUCUAUAACAUUUAGUCAUGCUGCGCAGCAGGGAAGUUGAAGCGCAUCCUGCUCUCGGGCCAGAUAACACUCGCACUUCCCACUGCUGAAUGAGAAGGUGGGAAAUCAAGUAUUGAGAAGACAAGAACGACACACGGCACCUACCCCACAGUGGACACGGCAUUUUCAACCUGGCAGAUCUCUUAAUGGAACAAAUGUGGACUCAUCGGGAGAGGCCAAGCGGGGCAUGGCUUUAAGCAGACUCCUGCUGCUUUGUAUGGUAGCCUCUGAGGUGUGGGAUGCUGAGACCAAACCCAUAGACUUUGUGUGUAAUAGAACGGCCAGGAGGGUUAUGAAUAUCGUGGCAGAAAUGGAGAGAGCCCUGAGUGACUGCAAUGGCGUUGUGACCCUCUCCACACCGGUUCAGCUGCCCUGCACGGAGCUUCAUGUAGCAUCUUGGGAAAACAAAUCAUACCAGGAGAGGAGAGGAGACAUAGUCGCAUCCUUGAGGCUUCUUAUUGAAGGUGUGAAGAUUAUGAGGGCCCUGAGUCAGCCAGAAUGUGGCGCUUCACUACUGCAGAGAUUGGAGAACAACAUCAACAACUACCUGAUCAUUCUCACAAACCUUCAGCUGAGUGGGCCAGUGGUGGGUCCAUCGUUGUCUUGCCUUCCUCUGAGGUCUCAGAGUCUGAGCACAGUCCUGCUGAGAUACAACCAACUGAUCUCUGGCAAACUGGAGAAGUUCAUGGUUAACCUGGAAGACAGAUGCACAAACCAGUGACACACAAAGGACUUUGGUGGACCUAUUUCACUUCACAAUGAAUUCAACUCUGGAGCCCAGAGUCGAUCAAUUCCACCGGCGCAAAAAAACAGGAUUCAUCUGGAUUUUCUCCUCAAACUCAGAAGCCUUGUGUACAAAACAUAUUGUGAUAUACAGACUCAUACUUUUUUUUUAGAGUAAAAUGCAGAAAUCAUUAUCUGUUGGCCAUUAGAGGAACUACAUCUGGAUAAGCAGAGAAAAAUAAAAGACUGCAAUUUGUCUGCAAUGAUGAAUCAUCACGGACUAAUUGGAGGGAAGUUCUUUGUAUCAUUCAAAAGCUAUGAAUGUAUUGAAUGUGAUUUUUAGGCCUGUUUAACCAAUACAAGCCCACAAUCUGCCAAAAGGAAAAAUGCUCCUCUUUUUUUUCAUGUAGCUUUAUUGGGAGCUUCUCGAAGUCUUCACUGUAUGCAAAGUUAUUAAAAUCAGAAUAAUUGUUUAUGUUAGAGAGUGAUGUACAGCUUGAUCACAGGGGCCACAACAAUAACAAGUAAUUCAAUUCAUGUUUCAGGAAACAUUUGUUUUACUUCUUAUAAUCAAUGGCACAAGUCGUCACAGUGCAGACAUUGCACUAGAAAUAUACAACAAAUAUAUCAUAUAUGCUAUCAAUGACACUUAUUGAAGACUGGAAAAUAUUGCUGUAUCCCACUGGUAUGAACUUAGUGAGCAGAUGUUUAUAUUUUCAUUUCAAAUGUCAUGGUUUGCUGUAUAUGUGUACAUGGUCCCAUGUAUUCCUUUUUCUUAUCCUUUCAGAAAAUUCACCUUAGUUUCUUUGAGAAUGUCUGUGUAAAUGCGAAAAUUUCGCAUCUAAGCACAUUUUUUGCAACACUAUCAACAUGAAUGUUGUUUAUGAUGAUAAAAAAAUCCUUCACAAUACAAUAUGCAAUAAACGGUUAGAUGCGUUACACCCAAAUAUUUAAUCAUGUAUGUAUUUA